AAAUUUAAUUAUUACGGAAAUGUCCGCCAGAUGGUGUAAUAAAAGUUGUUCGUGAUAAAAUAUUAGACUCGGUUAAUUUUAAAAUGUGAUUGACAUUAACUGAGAUUCUUAACAUGACCUUAUGCUUUUUUGGCCGUUACUCUAUGUGGUGAUAAAAAUGUCAAUGUCAUUCAUUAUUGACAGCCCGCAAAUACUUCACAUUUUGAAAAUUUUAACCGGUGUAAUUUGUUUUGUUAAUUUCUGAUAUUUUUACACUCAUUUUAAGUUCUAGAUGUACUAGUCUAAUCUAACACAGUGAUAACACUAUAUAGACCAUGGCUUACAAAGUCAUCUUUGGAACUCUUUUAGGUAUAGCCUCAGUGACAUUCGCUUCACAUCUUAUUUACAACUUUUAUCAAAGAAGAAAAAAGCAAGCGAACUCACAUAGAAAAGAAAUAAACGAAGUUAUAAUAUUCUCUUACGGAGCACAUGAUCUUAAAAAGAGUAAAUAUUCACGCUGCGUCGUUACUCCGAGCAUGGAGCGUUUCUUGUAUUAUUUAAAUGGACCACGACAUAAUAUAGACAUUUGCAUGUAUAUAAUUACAAAUUCAGAUGUGAGUAAUAUAUUGAUGAAAUUGCAUUAUCGAGGUAUUAAAAUUCGUUUGAUAAUAGAUGCAGACAUGGCAUACUGUACAGGAUCUUGUGCUAGAAAAUUGGAAAAGCAUGGUGUUCCAGUGCGGUGGUUGAAGUCUACUAAUUUAAUGCAUCACAAGUUCUGUCUUAUUGAUACAUUAGCUGAUGACGAACUUGUCACACCUUAUGUAAUGGCAGGGUCCUUAAAUUGGACAAAUCAAGCUUUGUCUGGUAACUGGGAAGAUGUGACAGUGACUUCACAGAAAGAUUUAGUACAGCAAUACCAAGUUGCAUUUGAAAAGUUGUGGAUUUUAUUCAAACCAAUUGAUUUUACAUAACCAGUUCAUAGAUAACUGUAUGUUUAGUAACUAUUAACAAGAUCUGUAAAACUUUGUUGGAUUGUUAAUGUUGGAAAUUAUUACUUCACGGAGCACUUUUAGAACUAUUUAUG
Messenger RNA from Papilio machaon (common yellow swallowtail), 1063 nucleotides. Its product is annotated as mitochondrial cardiolipin hydrolase. Lineage: Eukaryota; Metazoa; Arthropoda; Insecta; Lepidoptera; Papilionidae. Gene Ontology annotation, molecular function: RNA endonuclease activity producing 5'-phosphomonoesters, hydrolytic mechanism. The transcript has a single exon. Gene Ontology annotation, biological process: piRNA processing. The record is from RefSeq and is a predicted model, not a curated record. Gene Ontology annotation, cellular component: mitochondrion. Bases 315 to 950 code for a protein of 211 amino acids.